Fraxinus pennsylvanica is the source of this 327-nucleotide messenger RNA. NCBI's taxonomy places the organism in Eukaryota, Viridiplantae, Streptophyta, Magnoliopsida, Lamiales, Oleaceae. The record is from the annotation of a GenBank genome assembly.
AUGAUUUCAAAGCCCCGUAAACUUUGCCAAUAUUUAUUAGAUAUAGCUUGGGAUGACAAAGGACCUCGUUCCUACCCAAAUCCCAGCCUAAGGCAGGGAGUGAGGUUACAAUUGCUGCUCGAGGUUGAGGGUCACCGCGUCACGGUGAUUGAUCUCGGAGCCUUCGGCAUCAACCUAAGAAGACUAGAUGAGCUUCGUACAUUUUCUGACUACACAAUGCCGAUGUUCGAGGUAAUGGAGUCAAUUCCUCCAGACGAAAAUGUAGUUGUUGUUGGAUAUAGUCUUGGUGGAAUGAACAUGGCCUUUGCAAUGGAGAAAUACCCUUAA